This is a messenger RNA of Jaculus jaculus (lesser Egyptian jerboa), 288 nucleotides long. Its product is annotated as late cornified envelope protein 3D-like. The coding region runs from base 1 to 288 and encodes 95 amino acids. Lineage: Eukaryota; Metazoa; Chordata; Mammalia; Rodentia; Dipodidae. Gene Ontology annotation, biological process: epidermis development. The record is from RefSeq and is a predicted model, not a curated record. The transcript has a single exon.
AUGUCCUGCCAGCAGAACCAGAAGCAGUGCCAGCCCCCUCCCAAGUGCCCCUCCCCCAAGUGCCCUCCCAAGAGCCCAGCACAGUGUGUGCCCGCCGCCUCCUCCUGCUGCGCUCCCAGCUCCAGGGGCUGCGGCGGGCUCGGCUCCUCCCAGGGCGGCUGCUGCCUGAGGCCCCGCAGCCCCCGCAGGUCCCACAGAUGCCACCGCCAGCGUUCCAGGUCCUGUGACCGCGGCAGUGGACAGCAGUCGGGGGGUCCUGGCUGUGGCCACAGCUGUGGGGGCUGCUGA